CAAACCAUAAAAUAAAAAAUAAACAUUACCUCCAAAAAUAGCAAGACCCAACACUGCAACUUUGCAACAAAUUGAAUUGUACUUUCUCAAGAAAUCUAAGAACUCACUGUGUUUUAUUUUAUUCUAAGGUCAAGCUAUGAAGUUAAGAAUUGGAAGUGAAAUCACUCUUCUAGUAUUGUUACUAUGCUUAACAACUCUCUUUCUUGAAACACAAGCUCUAUGGAUGAAAAUUCCCAGUUCAGGAACAAAGUGUGUGUCUGAGGAUAUUCAAUCACACGUCGUCGUUUUAGCUGAUUACUAUUCUGUAGUUGAACAAGGUCAUCAGGUUCAUAGAAUUUCCACCAAGGUAACUUCUCCUUGUGGAAACAACCUUCACCAUAAGGAAAAUGUUACACAUGGGCAGUUUGCAUUUACAACUACUGAAAGUGGAAAUUAUGUUGUGUGCUUUUGGUUGAGUGGAAAUCAACAAGAAGGUGCAACUCCAAGUGUCAACCUUGAUUGGAGAACUGGAAUUGCUGCCAAGGAUUGGGAUUCUGUUGCAAAGAAAGAAAAGAUUGAGGGUGUUGAACUUGAACUCUUGAAGCUUAAAGGAAUAGUCGAUGCCAUCCACCAUUAUCUAACUUACUUGAAGGAUAAGGAAGCAAAGCUGAGGGAAGUGAGUGAAAAAACAAAUGCUAAAGUCGCAUGGUUUAGCAUCAUGUCUCUUGGUCUCUGCAUUUCUGUUUCUGCAUUGCAACUUUGGUAUCUAAAUAGCUACUUUAGAAAGAAGAAACUCAUAUAGGUAUUGCUAUUUAUAUGAGACUCCACGACAAGGUAAUUUUUUCUUUAAGAUUCUGGUUGAAGCAACUGAUUCAACAAUCAAGGAACCAAAAAAGGAGCACUCGUAUUGCAAUAGGUUUCUCUCUGUUGUUUUGUUUUCAGUGUUUGUAGAAUCUCAUUAGGGCCGGCCCAAGGGCCUAGCCACUAAGGCUAGGGCUUUAGGCUUCAAAAGUUUGUGCUUAAAAAAUGCUUCAAAAUUUUUUUAUUUAGUUAUCAAAAUAUAUAAUGAUACAUUAGUCAUAUAUAUAAUUGUAGUUGAGUCUCUUAGCAACCACAAAAUUAUUAUUCAAAAAUAUAAUUUAAAGGCCUCAUUUUAAAAUUUGUUUUAGGCCUCUAAACGAGUAGGGUCGGCCCUGAAUCUCAUCCAUUUGUAUUACAUUAAACAUAAGAUGCCUAGUUGAUUCAAUGGUUGAACGUAAGUUAUUAAUAUUGAUAAUUGUUUAAUUAAACGGAUAAGUUAAAAACAUUUGGCACAUGAUAAGCCAAUAGUAACUAUCGUGACAUGAUAUGUAUUUGUUCUGAGUUUCAAAGAAAAGCAUAGUUCAUAAGUGGAAACCAAAAUAUCUCCUUAACCAAGAGAAAUUUUCCUUCAUUGACACCCCCCUUAUUUCAAUCAUACCCAUGUUGCACUUGGAGAAAUUUAAGCCAAAAGUCUGGACAAAAUAUCUGAUAGUUUAAUCUAAAAUUCGGUAGUGUAUAUGAAAUAGCCGGUGCACCAGAUAUUUGAAAAUUUGUCCGAAAUAUUUGCGUAGUUCAAAUUUUUUGUAAAAUUCAAAAAAUAUCGGAUAUUUAGUACAUGUGUGAAAAAUAUGGUAGCUACAAAAGAGUGAAAAUUGAACAGUUAAGGUUUUACCGACAUUUUUAUACGACUGUGAUUGCACUGGCUGUAUUGUGUGCAAUAGUUGAUUACUUGAGGAAUUCAACAGUGUCCAUAGAGCAAAAAAUCAGGUAUCGUUCUUUAAGUUAUACUCUUAUGGGUAAUGAAUUGUUCAAGAAGACACCUGAAGGAGUCUUUCUCAAAUGUCUCAGCGAAAAUGAGGCAUAUUUAUCCCUGUCGAAUAUCCAUAAUGGGGCAUGUGGAGCUUAUCAAGUUGGCCACAAAAUGAAGUGGUUGCUAUUUCAACAAGGGAUGUAUUGGUCCACUAUAUUGAAAGAUUACAUUGAGUUUUCUAAAGGGUGUCAAGAGUGCCAGAUACAUGCAGGUAUUCAACAUGUCUCUGCAAACGAAUUGCAUUCUACUGUAAAACCUUGGCCCUUUAGAGGUUGGGCUUUGGACCUGGUUGGUGAGAUUCGACCAACAUCAUCGAAGGGACAAAAAUACAUCGUAGUAGGCAUUGACUACUUUACUAAAUGGAUCGAGACUAUACCUCUGUUUAAUGUUGACCAAGAGGCAGUCAUUGAGUUUAUCUAGAAACAUAUUAUUUAUAGGUUUGAGAUACCUAAGACCAUUAUGACUGACCAAGGGUCGGUGUUUACUGAUCGAAAGAUGCAAGAGUUUGCUAGUGAGAUAGGGAUUAAACUACUAACGUCUACACCUUAAUAUAUGCCCAAAUGAAUGGUCAAACUGAAGCAGCAAACAAGGUAGUUAUUGGCUUAAUAAAAAAGCAUGUAGGGAAGAAACCAAAAAAUUGGUAUAAGACAUUAGACCAAAUAUUAUGGGUCUGUCGCACGUCGCCUAAGGAGGCUACAAACACCACGCCUUUUUGAUUGAGUUAUGGACACGAUGUUGUGUUACCCGUCGAAAUUUAUCUCAAAUCAACAAGAGUUCAAAAACAAGGUGAAAUCCCGUCUGGGACUUAUUGGUAUAUGAUGCUGGGUGAGUUGGUUGAUUUGGACAAAGAGAGGUCAAAAGCUUUAUAUUUUCUAAAGAAGGCAAAAAGAGCGAGUGCCUAGGGCUUAUAAUAAGAAAGUUAGGGCUAAAACCUUAUUAACGGGUGAAUACGUUUGGAAGGUUAUCUUGCCUAUGGAUCGUAAAGAUAGAAUCUUAGGAAAAUGGUCCCCAAACUGGGAAGGUCCAUUUGAGAUUGUCCAAGUUUUUUCAAAUAAUGCUUACGAAAUUAAAGUAGCCUUAGAUCGAAGAAUCCUGAGAGUAAAUGGGAAAUAUUUGAAGAAAUAUAAACCUAUACUUCAGGAUAUUAAAAUAGGAAAAUUUCUUUACCCACCUCCCUAUGGGGGUCACCCCCAGCGAAAAACCCAUUUUACCCCGCUUUGGAAAUGCAUUUCCGAAAUUUUUUUUUUUUUCAAAAUUUUUCCAGACUUCGGAAGUGCAUUUCCGAAAAAAUCCCAAAAAUUGGGAUUUUGACUAAUUCGGAGAUGCAUCUCCGAAACAACAAAAAAAAUCUUAAAAAA
This is a messenger RNA of Vicia villosa (hairy vetch), 3168 nucleotides long. Its product is annotated as transmembrane emp24 domain-containing protein p24delta3-like. The record is from RefSeq and is a predicted model, not a curated record. Bases 137 to 781 code for a protein of 214 amino acids. Gene Ontology annotation, cellular component: Golgi apparatus; endoplasmic reticulum-Golgi intermediate compartment; COPII-coated ER to Golgi transport vesicle. Gene Ontology annotation, biological process: Golgi organization; intracellular protein transport; endoplasmic reticulum to Golgi vesicle-mediated transport. The transcript has 4 exons. Lineage: Eukaryota; Viridiplantae; Streptophyta; Magnoliopsida; Fabales; Fabaceae.